Molecule: messenger RNA, 429 nt
Organism: Miscanthus lutarioriparius
Lineage: Eukaryota; Viridiplantae; Streptophyta; Magnoliopsida; Poales; Poaceae
Source: the annotation of a GenBank genome assembly
AUGGACGGCCCGAGAGGUGUCGCGCCGGGGCGCGGGCGCGGGCGUGGGCGUGGGCAAGGGCGGAAGGUGCCGCCCGAAUGGACCGGCGAUUCCGGGUCCGGGCAGGGCGCCGGCCCCGACGGCUCGUGGAGUUACAGCUGGGGCCCGGAGGUGGCUGGGGCUACGGCCACGGCUCGGCGCAGGGCCCCCGCAGCGCUGCAGACGGCGCCGCGCACGGGUUUGCCUUCGGCAGCGGUAGUGGAGGAAGCGGGCGUGGAGGGUUACGAGUUCGGCUUCGGCGGUCACGCUGGCGGUUUCGGCUGGGGGGCCGGCGGCGGGUCGUUUGGGGCUGGAGGAGGCCACGGCAGCUGGAGCGCGCGCGGUGGGCUCGGCGGCGGCGGCGGAAGGCAGCGGCCACCGCGAGGAGGCCGCGGUCGUGGCAGCAACUGA